Molecule: messenger RNA, 1852 nt
Organism: Pezoporus occidentalis (night parrot)
Lineage: Eukaryota; Metazoa; Chordata; Aves; Psittaciformes; Psittacidae
Gene: GABRB3
Product: gamma-aminobutyric acid type A receptor subunit beta3
Exons: 9
Coding region: 198-1628 (476 amino acids)
Biological process (GO): chemical synaptic transmission; signal transduction; chloride transmembrane transport
Cellular component (GO): synapse; GABA-A receptor complex; plasma membrane
Molecular function (GO): chloride channel activity; GABA-A receptor activity; neurotransmitter receptor activity
Source: RefSeq, a predicted model, not a curated record
CGCGGGCUAUUCCCGCGGGCCCAGCAGUGGUGUUGGGACAGGGGGUGGGGGGAUUUUUAUUUGGGGGGGGGGGGGGGGGGAACGGCCAAGUGAGGGUAGAACGGGAACUGUCGCCUCCGCCUCUUCCUCAGUGGCAGCCGGGGCAGCCGGAUCGCGGCGGCUGCUGCUGCUGCUCGGAGGGACCGCGGAGCGGAGGGAUGUGGGGCUUUGGAGGAGGCAGGAUCUUCGGGAUCUUCUCCGCUCCCGUCCUGGUGGCCGUAGUCUGCUGCGCCCAGAGUGUGAACGAUCCCGGCAACAUGUCCUUCGUGAAAGAAACUGUGGAUAAAUUGUUGAAGGGCUACGACAUCCGCCUCCGGCCGGAUUUCGGAGGUCCGCCCGUCUGCGUGGGGAUGAACAUAGACAUUGCCAGCAUCGACAUGGUUUCCGAAGUCAACAUGGAUUACACUUUGACUAUGUAUUUUCAACAGUACUGGAGAGAUAAGAGACUGGCUUACGCUGGUAUACCUCUCAACCUCACGCUUGAUAACCGAGUGGCAGAUCAACUCUGGGUGCCCGACACUUAUUUCUUAAAUGACAAGAAAUCAUUUGUGCAUGGUGUUACUGUGAAGAAUCGAAUGAUUCGCCUUCACCCGGAUGGAACAGUGCUUUACGGCCUCAGAAUCACAACCACUGCAGCUUGUAUGAUGGACUUGAGAAGAUACCCAUUAGAUGAACAGAACUGUACUCUGGAAAUAGAAAGCUACGGCUACACAACUGAUGACAUAGAGUUCUACUGGAGAGGUGGAGAUAAUGCAGUCACUGGCGUGGAGAGGAUUGAGCUUCCUCAGUUCUCCAUUGUGGAAUAUAGACUGGUGUCAAAAAAUGUUGUCUUUGCCACAGGUGCCUACCCAAGACUCUCACUGAGCUUCAGGUUGAAGAGAAAUAUUGGAUACUUUAUUCUUCAAACCUACAUGCCCUCCAUACUGAUUACCAUUUUAUCAUGGGUGUCAUUCUGGAUCAAUUAUGAUGCAUCAGCAGCAAGAGUUGCCCUUGGAAUUACAACUGUGCUGACUAUGACAACAAUCAACACUCAUCUGCGAGAGACUUUGCCUAAAAUUCCGUAUGUUAAAGCCAUCGACAUGUAUCUCAUGGGCUGCUUUGUAUUUGUCUUCUUGGCCUUACUUGAAUAUGCCUUUGUCAACUACAUUUUCUUUGGAAAAGGCCCACAAAGGCAGAAAAAACUUGCAGAAAAAACAGCAAAGGCAAACAACGAUCGCUCAAAGUUUGAAGGCAACCGGGUGGACACCCAUGGAAACAUUCUGUUAACAUCGCUCGAAAUUCACAACGAGGUGGCAAGCAACGAGGUCACCACCAGUGUUACGGAAGCCCGAAAUUCAACGAUAUCCUUUGACAACUCAGGAAUACAGUACAGAAAACAAAGCUCACAUCGCGAAAGCCUUGGGAGACGUUCGUCAGAAAGACCAGGCCCCCACAGCAGGAGGGGCCAUUUACGAAGGAGGUCUUCACAAUUGAAAAUAAAAAUCCCUGAUCUAACAGAUGUGAAUGCCAUCGACAGAUGGUCAAGAAUGGUUUUUCCGUUCACAUUUUCUCUUUUCAACCUAAUUUACUGGCUAUACUAUGUUAACUGAGUGACUGAACUUUUUUAAAGGACUUCAAUUGUAACAAGAGAAAUACUACUUGCUUGCACAGUUUAUAUAUAUAUUUAUACAUAAAUAUAUAUAUAUGAACUUAUAGACCAUACUCAUGUAUGUGUGAAUACAUGUAGCAAAGAAUUGUGUGUACUUAAAAGCACAUACUGCAAAGCAAAUGUAUAUGUAUGCACACACACAUGUACACGUUGUUUCUGAGGUUA